Messenger RNA from Medicago truncatula (barrel medic), 1497 nucleotides. RefSeq names its product alkane hydroxylase MAH1. The transcript has a single exon. NCBI's taxonomy places the organism in Eukaryota, Viridiplantae, Streptophyta, Magnoliopsida, Fabales, Fabaceae. The coding region runs from base 1 to 1497 and encodes 498 amino acids. Gene Ontology annotation, molecular function: oxidoreductase activity, acting on paired donors, with incorporation or reduction of molecular oxygen; monooxygenase activity; iron ion binding. The record is from RefSeq and is a predicted model, not a curated record.
AUGACCUUGUUUCAGUAUAUUGCAUUAUUUGUAACAAUUCUCUUCAUAUUGCACAAUAUAUGGAGACGAAACAAAAAUGAACUUCUACCAAAUUGGCCAAUUAUUGGCAUGUUACCAUCAGUUUUGCAUAAUCAAUCCAAUAUUCAUGAUUUUGUAACCUUACUUUUGAAACAUUAUGGUAGCACUUUUCAUUUUAAAGGACCUUGGUUCACAAAUAUUGCCAACUUUACCCUCACCAGUGAUCCCAUGAAUGUGCACCAUAUCACUAGCAAGAAUUUCAGCAAUUAUGGGAGAGGAUCUGAUUUCCCUGAAAUCUUUGAAGUUCUUGGUAUUAGUCUUAUAAAUUUGGAUUCCAAUGAUUGGAAACAAGAGAGGACAAUACUUCAUUCAUUGCUCAAAAGGAAAAGUUUUAAGACAUCCCUUCAACAAAUCAUUCAAAAGAAGCUAGAGAGUUGUCUAUUACCAUUUCUUGAUCAUGCAACAAAAGGUUUACAAGUACUCGAUUUACAAGAUAUUCUUGAGAGGUUCACCUUCGAUAUAAUCGGCACCUCUUUAUUUGAAUUUGAUCCUAAUUGCCUUCCUUACAAGUUCAAUGAGUUUUCAGAUAUUGCGUAUGUAAAAGCUAUUUCUGUGAUUGAGGAUACGAUAUUGUUUAGGCACUAUAUUCCAAAAUGUUUUUGGAAGCUACAAAAAUGGCUACAAAUUGGUCAAGAGAAGAAGAACAAUAUAGCUCAAGAAAAUAUUCAUAAAUUCUUGUACAAUUGUAUAUCUUAUUACAAAGACGGUGAAGAGAAACGAACAUUUAAAAGCAACGAAGACGUGGAUGAAUCUCAUUCUUGCCUGCUAAAAGAUCUAAUGAAGGAAGGAUUGGGAAAGGGGGAAAUGGCUGAGAAAUAUAUUAUAAACACAACACUCAAUCUCUUAGCUGCAGGAAGUGGAACAGUUAGUUCAGGUCUAAGUUGGUUCUUUUGGCUUGUUUCAACUCAUCCUAUUGUGGAAACUAAAAUUAUUCAAGAGAUUAAAGAUAAUUUUCUAAAAGGGCUUGAUAAGCUUGUUUAUCUUCAUGGAGCUAUUUGUGAAGCUUUAAGGCUUUAUCCUCCUAUACCAUUUGAACACAAGUGUGCAAUUAAAUCAGAUAUAUUACCUAGUGGAGACCAUGUUAGUCCAAAUACAAAGUUGAUAUAUUCUUUGUAUGCAAUGGGAAGGAUGGAACAAAUAUGGGGAGAAGAUUGCUUGGAAUUUAAGCCUGAAAGAUGGAUAUCAAAUAGAGGAGAAAUUAUACAAGUGCCAUCUUAUAAGUUCAUAGCAUUCAAUGCAGGUCCUAGAAGUUGUAUUGGGAAAGAUAUUAGCUUUGUUCAAAUGAAAAUGGUUGCUGCUAAUGUGUUGUGGAAGUUUCACAUAGAAGUGGUGGAAGGUCACUUUGUUACUCCAAGGGUUGCUAUGGUUCUUCGUAUGAAACAUGGUUUGAAGGUCAAAGUCAGUCAAAGAUGCAUUUGA